GUAGAGGAGAACAGAGGAGAAGUGGCUGUGGCUGCUGCCUCUGCGUCAUAUUCAUACCAGUGCAGCUGAGAGCUGCCCUCCCUCCUCUUGUCCUCCUUUACCUUCCUUCCUACCUUCCCUCCUUCCUUCUCAUCAUCCAAUUUGCACACUGCUAGAUCCCCCCCCAACCCCCCCACCCCUCUUUCCAUUUGUGUCUCAUAACUGCAUUUGCUUCUCUCUCACUCUCUGUCCUUCUCCACUGUUUUCCUCUGUGUGGUUGACCCAGGCGGACUUUUUCGAGCGUGGGUGCAGAAGGAAGAGGACGACAAAGAGUUGGCCCAUGCGAGCAGCAGCAGCGUAUGGACUGAGUGCAGCUGUUUCCUUCAGAGCGGAGCCCAACAUGUGAGAAGAUGUCUGUUGGAGGUUGUGCUUGUCCCGGCUGUUCGUCAAAGUCAUUCAAGCUGUACUCUCCUAAGGAGCCCCCCAACGGCGGCAGCUUCCCCCCUUUUCAUCCAGGCGCUAUGCUGGAGAGAGAUGUGGGGCCUUCACCCAUGUAUCCCCCGUCGUACAUGGAGCCUGGAAUGGGGAGACCAACACCGUAUGGGAACCAGACAGACUACAGGAUAUAUGAACUGAACAAAAGACUACAGAACUGGACAGAGGACUGUGACAAUCUCUGGUGGGAUGCAUUCACCACAGAGUUUUUUGAGGAUGACGCCAUGCUUACCAUCACUUUCUGUCUUGAGGACGGACCCAAGAGAUACACCAUUGGCAGGACUUUGAUACCACGCUACUUUCGCAGUAUUUUCGAGGGUGGCGCCACUGAGCUGUUCUAUGUUCUGAAACAUCCCAAGGAGUCAUUCCACAGUAACUUUGUGUCUCUGGAUUGUGAUCAGUGCACCAUGGUAACACAGAACGGCAAACCUAUGUUCACACAGGUUUGUGUGGAGGGACGUCUGUAUCUGGAGUUCAUGUUUGAUGAUAUGAUGAGGAUCAAGACGUGGCACUUCAGCAUCAGACAACACAGAGAGGUUCUCCCCAGGAGCAUCUUAGCAAUGCAUGUGAGUCUCAGAGUCCACAAAGAAAACCAGAUACUUUUCCUCCCACUGGCCUUAAUACUGUUUCCCUGUUUUUCCCUCAAACAGGAUCCACAGAUGCUCGAUCAAUUGGCUAAAAAUAUCACUCGAUGUGGGCUGUCCAACUCCACACUCAACUACCUCCGUCUUUGUGUGAUUCUGGAGCCCAUGCAAGAGUUGAUGUCCAGACAUAAAACCUACAGCUUGAGCCCCAGAGACUGCCUGAAGACCUGCCUCUUCCAAAAGUGGCAAAGAAUGGUUGCACCUCCAGCUGAACCAGCCAGACAAGCUCCUAACAAGAGACGGAAAAGGAAGGUGUCCGGCGGAAGCACAGUGAGCUCUGGUGGAGGCAGCAACAACAACAGCAACAGCAAAAAGAAGAGUCCAGCCAACAGUUUCUCACUCUCCAGCCAGGUACCUGACGUGAUGAUGGUGGGAGAGCCCACUCUGAUGGGAGGGGAGUUUGGUGACGAGGACGAACGUCUGAUCACGCGACUGGAAAACACGCAGUACGAUGGUGCGAAUGGCCUGGAGGAUGAGGACAGUUUCAACAGCUCACCUGCACUGGGCUCACAGUCUCCCUGGAACAACAAGGCCCCCUCCAGUCAGGAGAGCAAGAACGACAACUCCCAGUCAUCUCAGUAGAGUACCCAAGUCCCAGCUUCUCAGUUCUUAAAAAAAAAAACCUACUGUGUCCUACCUGAGACUACGUGUUAGCGAGAGGAGUCAGGCAGGACAGCCUUGAGCACUUUUGUUAAAUUAAGUAUAGUUUGUUUUUGUGGGGGUUUUUUAUAUGUAAAGUUUAUUUUGAAGACAGAAGGAAAGUGAUUGGAGAAAGCAGUUGAAAGCUGACCAGGAGAGGUUAGGUGCAGCAGAGGCCGCUCUCGCUUCCUCACACUGUUGCAGGCGAUCGGUGGUCCUCGGCCUCGGCCCUUAUCUGCUCAGUCCUCUUAGUCCUGCGGUGAGACCCAGGCUGUGUGUGGGCCAACGAUAGCCUGUCCUGAUACCAAAGUGCUCGUCACUGUGACAGUAACGGUGGGUUCUUGUUCCAACCUCGGGUCUCAAGCGUACGAUUUUAAGACGUACCUCGUUGUUUUCUGUUGUGUUCCAUGUCACAGGAGGGAAGGGCUCAGAGCUUGAACUUGCUGAAGUUAUGUUUUUACAGGCUGCAGAGAAGAAAAAAAAAUCUAAACUGUGUGCACUCAUAGUAUCAAAACUCAACACUCGCUUUUUAAAAACUCAAUUAUUUGUUUUUGUAGGACCUGGUUGGAACAAAAACCUGUACAGUGCCGGAGCUUGAGGACCGGAGUUGAGAACCACUACGCUAAAUCUUAAACACACACACACACACACACACACACACUCUCUCUCUCUGUCUCUGUCUCUUUUGCUCUUUCUCUCUUUGUCAAAUACACACACACGCACCCAUGUUCACACACAAUCAGUACAGACACACACACAGACACAGAUUGAGGUACUGGAGAGAGGAGGCGAAGCAGCAGCGUGUCUGGACCACAGCAACAGACACUACAGACCAGUCUUUCUCCUUUUCUUUUUUUUUCUUUUUUCUUUUGUAAACAACUUCUGAAGAGAAAACACAGACAGGCAAGCAAACAAACACAGCCCCCAAAUUAUUCUUUGCACUGUUUUACACUCUAUUAAACUCUUUGUCUAUUUUUCGUAUGCAUUGACAGUGUUUUUUUGUUUUGUUUUUUUCUCCUUUUUAUUAAUGCUAAUGUGAGAAGUGUAAACCAUCUGAACUCUGCAGUAUAAUAAUGUAUAAGUAUUUGCUAUUAGAUCAUUCUUUCUGUGAUGGUAAUAACUUUCCUGUACGUCUCUGCUUGGUGUGUCAUCUAUCUGUGUCAGGUGUCACAUGGUCAUCACAUGGUCCAUCAGCUUUAGUGCUAGAACAAGGCUAGUGUUUCUUUUGUUUGUUUGUUUGUUUAUUUUAUUUUUUGUUUUUUUAAACUGUUCUCUGACCUUUUUUUCCAAGAGUCCAAAACAACCUGACUGACUGAAAAAAUCAAUUGACCUCCAAAAUCUUCAUCCAGCGUCUGGUGUUGAAUCCUCUGUCUUGUCGUUGCAAAACUGUUUAUUUGUAUUGAAAUAAAAACUCACAGAAGAACAUACAGUAACUACCGUACAUUUCUCUAAUUUGCUACUCAAACUAUUUAAAAAAAAGAAGUUUUGACUGGAUUGUAAAAUACAAGGUGGGAAAAAAAACAACUUUUGUAAAAACCACGAGUUUUCCCAGAAAUAUUUUUAAUCACAUUUGAAGAAAGCUGCAGACCAAGGAGCUCCAUGUAAAGAGUCUUUAAAUGUUACACUGCGCUGUUUUCUGUUUUUAUAAAGAACCCUUCUGUUUGGCUUUACUUUGUGUCUGUGCUUGUAUAUUUUAGCCAGUCAUUUCUGUAAGAGUUAUUAUUCUAUGUAUGUAUUCCUCCUUAGAGUUAUGGGAAAAAAACUCAAUCUUAUGUAAAGAGAUGUAAAAGCCUCUUAAGACUUUUUUUUAACGUGAUUUUUAAUGGUACAAUCACUGAUAAAAGAAUUUUCCUUCAUUUAGCAAACUGUAUUUAUUUUUCUAUGUAAGAACAUUUUCUGUUUAGGUCCCAGCCGCCUGUACGAUAGUAUAUGGAGGAGUCUGUUGAUUCAGUUGAUUCAGCUAAUAAACAGUCAUUCCAUUACUUUGGUUCUUCUUUAACCUGCAGCUCCCGGCCGCCCCGGCUUUGUUUAUUACAGUGGUUGAAUAUGUUAAAGAGACAUUUGAUAGCCAUUCUCUGCUGUUGUAGGUCUGUGGUCGAUCAGAAACCAUCAGAUGCACUGAAAAAAAAAACAAUAAAAAAACCACAUUCAGAGAAAAGAAA
Cynoglossus semilaevis (tongue sole) is the source of this 3919-nucleotide messenger RNA. RefSeq names its product LIM domain binding 1a (gene ldb1a). The transcript is spliced from 11 exons. The coding region runs from base 390 to 1700 and encodes 436 amino acids. NCBI's taxonomy places the organism in Eukaryota, Metazoa, Chordata, Actinopteri, Pleuronectiformes, Cynoglossidae. The record is from RefSeq and is a predicted model, not a curated record.